Messenger RNA from Centruroides sculpturatus (bark scorpion), 1822 nucleotides. Its product is annotated as chromosome partition protein Smc-like. The record is from RefSeq and is a predicted model, not a curated record. The transcript is spliced from 12 exons. The coding region runs from base 476 to 1612 and encodes 378 amino acids. NCBI's taxonomy places the organism in Eukaryota, Metazoa, Arthropoda, Arachnida, Scorpiones, Buthidae.
UAGAAACAUUUAGCUGAAAAUUCAUUUUAUUAAACUCCAAAAAUCCAGUUAAUUGUUAAUGUCUGGAAAAUAUCCGAAUUUGCCUGUAAAGAAUAUUUCUGAAAAGAAUAAUGAACCGCAGGGCGCCGACAGGGAGGCAAGUUAGGGCGAUUAUUCAUUUGGAUUUGGUCGCUAGCAUUUAAACAAGAAGUAUUUCUCUAGAAACAAAUAAUCGACAUACAGAUAUAUUAUUAAAAAGUGUAUCUCAACUUGGAAAAAUUCCUGACGGCGCCCAUGUUAAAUAGUAUUUAUACCUUAUGCAGGUUAUUUUUAAAAAUUAUAUUCUUGUAGUCCUAAUGUCGACUAUUUAUUAGCUCUUCAAUCUCAGUACAUUAACAACUUGCAAAAACAAGUCUAUUAUUUGGAAUCUGAACUGAAAUAUUUUAAAACUUAUAUCAAGGAAUCAGGAAAAUGUCAUCCUGGAUUAAUAACAGAAAUGGAAAAGGUGAUAGACAAAUUGAUGGAGACAGAAAAAACAAACCGUUGCCUUCAAGAUGAAGUAGAUUGUCGUCAAUUGAUAAUUACUAAACUCAAGAACGAGAAAAGUAUGAUAAAAAAUGAAAUGAAGAUUGCAGAAGAAAACCACAUGAGUGAAAAAACAACAUGGAUUGGAGAAAUUGUUGAACUUCGUAAAGUAAAUAACCAAUUAAAAGAUACUAUAGAUGAAUUAGAACAGAGUUUAAACAGCUUCAAAAUACGUGAAAGUGCGACCAAUAAGAAGUUAUUAGAAAAAGAAGCAUCAAUUAAACAAUUGACAGAAGAGUUGUCAACAACUAGAGAUAUGAUCGAAGAAUUAGAACAAAAUAUAAAAAUUCAACAAGAACAGUUUUAUAAAGGGAAAUUCAAAACAGAAAAGACAGAUAGUAAAAUUGCGGAUAACACAAUUAAAUUAAAGAAGGAAAUUCAACGAUUGCAAUUAAAACUUAUGCAAGUUGAACAAGAAUUAGAAAACGAAAAAGUGCUAAAUGAAAAGUUAAUUGAAAUUAGAGAUAAUUCAGUUUCAGCCCAGUUAGAACUGGAAUCUGAAUUGAUUGAUUUUAAAAGUAAACUAGAAAAGGAAGAACACGAAAGAGCUCGAGUUGAAGAUUUGCACGAAGAUUUAUUGAAAGAGUUGGCUGAAAUAAAAGCUUACGAUAUCCAGCAGAAAGCUUUGAUAGAACGGCAAAAAAGAGCAAUGGAAACGAAUAAAGAACAACAAGAGGAUCUCGAAACAAAACUUUCAGAAGAAUACCUACAAAAAUUAGAACAAGAGCAAAAAGUAAAUGAGCUUCAAAAUAAAAUAGACUCAUACACCAGGAAAAUAAAAGAAUGUUUAGAAGAGAAUUCAAUUUUUCAGCGUGAUAAUAUUUUAUUGAAUGACAAAAUACUGUUUUUAGAAGAAAAAAUGAAAUUGAAGGAAGAAGAAAUAGAAAAAAUGAAACAACAAAUUCUAGAAAUGAAACAAUCAGUAGAUUUAGUUUUAAAGCAAAAUGAAGCUGCCGUACAAAUACAAGAUUGUCGUUGGCACCAUAUAUUACAAUUAGCUAAUGGGAUUCAACAAUUGAGUAAAGAUGCCAUGUGUGAAAAAUGUUAAAUUAUAAUUAUUGUUCCAAAAUAAAAUCUUGAAUUUUUAUGCGAAAUGUCAAAUAUUAAUAUAAAUUAAUCCAUUUUUAUUAAAUUAAUUUAUAUUAUUGAUUUGCCACUUCUCUGUUUUAUAUUUUAUAGAAGCAUUAGCAAUAAUUCUAUCUCUAUAUUAAUUAUACACAAAGAUUUAUUGCAAAAGUAUAAUUAUGCAUAAUUAUAC